This is a messenger RNA of Paramacrobiotus metropolitanus, 3461 nucleotides long. RefSeq names its product glutamate receptor ionotropic, kainate 2-like. NCBI's taxonomy places the organism in Eukaryota, Metazoa, Tardigrada, Eutardigrada, Parachela, Macrobiotidae. Gene Ontology annotation, cellular component: postsynaptic membrane; plasma membrane. Bases 317 to 3163 code for a protein of 948 amino acids. The record is from RefSeq and is a predicted model, not a curated record. Gene Ontology annotation, biological process: monoatomic ion transport. The transcript has 16 exons. Gene Ontology annotation, molecular function: glutamate-gated receptor activity.
GCCGGUCCAACGAGAUAAAACAUGCAGAUAUGGCAAUGGUUGUUCCGCAUCGUUGAUGGCUCCAAAGGGGCCUAAUAACGACAUAGAACCGCGUCGCAUCUCCGCUCCAGUUUAGCUAAUAUUCCUUUCCACAUCUUUUCUGCAUUGAGGUUCAGGAAAUCCCUCCAUAAAAAAAUGACAAUUUUUCUACAGUUCCCAUUUGUUGUCAGAUUUCUUAUUAUGAUACAGAGCUAUAUGGUUUAUGUGAAAAUGCUGUUCAUUUCCGGUGACCUUUAGUGUGGUAUCGCUUACCGUCUGGCUUUAUCAAAGACAAAGCAUGGAUAUAUGGAUAUCUUUAUUCUAUCGCAGGACAAAGCUAAAAAUGUGGCAAACGCUGGGGAUUUUGCUAUUUCUUCCUGUGGUCCUACGAGCACUACCACCGCAGAUUCAAAUAGGUGGAAUUUUCGAGGACGACAGUCGUGGCCGGGCAAUCGAAGCCGCCUUCCGUUUUGCCGUAGAUCGCAUUAAUAGUCAAGGCAAAGUUCUCCCGCAGACACUGUUAUCAUAUCACAUCCAUUUUGUACCACGGGACAACAGCUUCCUAGCAUCGAAAAAAGUGUGUAACCUAGUUCGGACGGGGAUUGCGGCGUUGUUCGGUCCGCAGGAUCAUAUGUUAAGUGCCCAUGUUCAGUCCAUUUGUGCUACACUCGAGAUCCCGCAUGUUGCCGCACGCUGGGAACUGGAGCCGCCAUUUCGGCAAGCCACGAUCAAUUUGUAUCCUUCGUACUCGGUGCUCAAUCAAGCCUUCGCCGAUAUCAUUGAUCACUGGAAAUGGAAAAGCAUGGUGAUUUUAUAUGAGGACCAAUUUGGUUUAGUAAAACUGCAAAGCCUUUUGAAGCUGCAGUCAGAUAGCAAGAACGAAGUAUACAUCCAGCAAGUGCACAAUGGGGAUUACCGAGGAGCACUGCUGUCGAUUAAGGAAAUGAACAUCUUCAACAUUGUGGUCGACAUUGCUGACGAGCAGCUGCAUCAUGUGCUACGAGCGAUGCUACAACUUCAGAUGAACGACUUCCGCUACCAUUAUUUCUUUACUACUUUUAAUUUGGAAUUGCUCAAUUUGGAGGACUUCCGACAUAACUACGUAAAUAUAACCGGCUUCCGGCUGAUAAAGCGCGACGAAACUCCCUAUAAAGAGAUUGCUCAAAGCUUACACAAGCUGCAUGAGUCAUCCGUGGCGAUUGGCAUUGAUUCGUAUUAUCCCUUCAAUGAAUCGUUAUCUCUCACGGCCGAUGCGGCACUGAUGUACGAUGCCGUUUUGGUGUUUGCCGAAUCUUUGGCUUCGCUGAGUGAAUCCGUAGAUAUUACUUUCACCAAUUUAAGCUGCGAUGACCCCAAAGAUGUUCCUUGGGUCGACGGAGAAAUAGUCCAGAAUUACCUGAAUUCGGCCAGCGUGGGAGGGUUAACUGGCCAAAUACGCUUCAGCAAAGGUCAACGUGAUGAUUUCGAGUUGGACAUUAUUCGGCUAGCCAUGGAGAGGUCACCGGAAGCGUUUUUACAUAUCGGCACAUGGAAUCCCACAAACAAAACCAAAUUGUCCGAUGUUUGGUUUGCUUCGUACGACCCCACAAAAAAUCGCAGCAAAUCGGUCAAUCUUAUUGUUGCAACUAAAGUGGAAAAACCGUACGUAAUGCAAAAGAAUGACACAGAAACUCUGAUUGGUAAUGAUCGUUACGAGGGAUUCUGCAUCGAGCUCAUGCAAAAAAUCGCCGAAAAAGCCGGGUUUAAUUAUACUUUGGUGCUGGUGCAUGAUAAUCAGUAUGGCGUAGCAGCGGAAGUCCCAGGAUCUAACGGAAAAAGGGAAUGGACGGGAUUAAUUGGUGAACUCGUCAAUAAAAAAGCUGACUUAGCAAUGGCAGCAUUAAGCAUCACUUACGAGCGCGAAAAAGCCAUCGACUUCACGAAACCAUUCAUGAAUCUGGGAAUCAGCAUCAUUUUCAGAAUUCCAAAAACGCCGCCCAGUUUAUUUUCCUUUAUGAAGCCCUUAUCAACAGAAAUCUGGAUGUAUGUUUUAUGUGCAUACGCCGUGGUGUCCCUGGAACUCUUCGUUAUCGCCCGCUUCAGUCCGUACGAAUGGUACAAUCCCCAUCCGUGCAAUGUACACCAUGACAUCGUGGAGAACCAGUUCACUCUGAGCAACACCUUGUGGUUUUGCAUCGGCACAUUAAUGCAACAAGGGUCCGAUGUUUAUCCACGAGCAUUUUCCACGAGAAUUGUUGGAGGCAUCUGGUGGUUUUUUACGCUGAUAAUAAUAUCGUCCUAUACCGCUAAUUUGGCUGCCUUUUUGACCGUCGAACGAAUGGUGUCGCCCAUUGACGGAGCGGAUGACCUUGCAAAAAACAAAGAUGGGAUCAAAUACGGCGUCGUUACCGGUGGCUCAACAUACAGCUUUUUCAAGGAUGCAAAAAUUCCCGUGUACCAAACCAUGUUCAAGUGGAUGCAAGAAAACCCACACGUCUCCACUGUUCAAGACUACGAAGAGGGUCUGGCACGCGUCCUUCAAGGCAACUAUGCAUUUUUAAUGGAAUCGACGAUGAUCGAAUACGCUACAGCGCGCGACUGCAACCUGACACAAAUUGGCGGCCUCCUAGACUCCAAAGGCUAUGGAAUCGGCACACCUAAAGAGUCCAUUUGGAGGGAUAAGUUAUCGUUGAUUAUACUUGAGCUGCAAGAAAAUGGAAUAAUUUCCGAGCUGAAAGAAAGGUGGUGGAAUGAUAAAACGGUGGACUGCAAGAAAAAUGACCGGAAAAAGGAAAGCCUGGCCAACGCGUUGAAUGUCGACAAUUUUGGAGGCGCUUUUGUGGUGUUAGCCAUCGGUUUAGUUGGCGGUGUUAUGGUUUCCGUAUUUGAGUUCAUGUGGAACUCUCGCAAAAACGCCCACAUCGACAAGCAAUCAUUAUGUUCGGAAAUGGUGGAAGAACUACGGUUUGCUGUACGGUGUCGUGGCUCGCGGCAGAAGCCGACACUGCGCCGGCAAUGCUCACAGUGCAUUCCCAACCACACCACCUACGUGCCAAACAAUCUGGAAUUUCUGGGACCGGAAGCGCAUAACGGCGGCCUCGGCAUGUCCGAAUACCGCAAACACAAGCGCCCCUAUUUCGACGCCCAUUCCGUGGAUCAUGUGUGAUCACUGUUUCAUCUUUUCUGUGCAUAAAAUAUUAUUAAUAAUAGUUUAGAAUAAUAUCAUAUGUGCUGCGAAUGCUAUCAGGCUGAGACAAAUCGGAGUGUAACGGAAGUUUGCUUUUGUAAUGCGGAUGGUGCCCUCCCAAUCAUACCAUAUAACGUUUACCAAACAAAGAUUCCGUGCUCCAUCUUUUCCGAAUACUGUAUAUUGUAUUGUUUCCUAUUAAUGCCGUGAACUGUGAUAGAAGUAAGACUCCAUUUUAAUGGAUGGGAAAAUGUAUACCGACAGGCGCUUAACCAGA